GGGGCGCGGGCGCGGGGAGCGCUGCAAGAUGGCGCCCACCGCAGUCCCGCCCGCCGCAGCCCCGGCGCCUCUGCAGUCCGGCCGCGCCUCCCGGGCCCCGCGCUAGCGCCGCCGCCGCCGCCCGAGCCGCCGCACCCUGACCUGUCCUGGCCGCAGCAUAACUAACGCAGCUGCUGCAGGAUGAGAAGAUGGCAGCGCGGCUGCUCGCACCGCCAGGCCCUGACAGUUUCAAGCCCUUCACCCCCGAGUCACUGGCAAACAUCGAGAGGCGCAUUGCUGAGAGCAAGAUCAAGAAGCCCCCGAAGGCCGAUGGCAGCCAUCGGGAAGACGAUGAGGACAGCAAGCCGAAGCCGAACAGUGACUUGGAGGCGGGGAAGAGCUUGCCUUUCAUCUACGGGGACAUCCCACAAGGCCUGGUCGCGGUGCCCUUGGAGGACUUUGACCCGUACUAUUUGACGCAGAAAACCUUUGUAGUAUUAAACAGAGGGAAAACACUCUUCAGAUUUAGUGCCACGCCUGCCUUGUACAUUUUAAGUCCUUUUAACCUGAUAAGAAGAAUAGCUAUUAAAAUUUUGAUACAUUCAGUAUUUAGCAUGAUCAUUAUGUGCACUAUUUUGACCAACUGUGUAUUCAUGACUUUUAGUAACCCUCCCGAAUGGUCGAAGAAUGUGGAGUACACAUUCACAGGGAUUUAUACAUUUGAAUCACUAGUGAAAAUCAUUGCAAGAGGCUUCUGCAUAGAUGGCUUCACCUUCUUACGGGAUCCAUGGAACUGGCUAGAUUUCAGUGUCAUCAUGAUGGCAUAUGUGACAGAGUUUGUGGACCUGGGGAAUGUCUCAGCGCUGAGAACAUUCAGGGUUCUCCGAGCUUUGAAAACUAUCUCUGUAAUUCCAGGCCUGAAGACCAUUGUGGGCGCCCUGAUCCAGUCCGUGAAGAAGCUGUCGGACGUGAUGAUCCUGACCGUGUUCUGCCUGAGUGUCUUCGCCCUGAUCGGGCUGCAGCUCUUCAUGGGCAACCUGCGGAACAAGUGCGUGGUGUGGCCCAUAAACUUCAACGAGAGCUAUCUGGAGAACGGCACCAGAGGCUUUGACUGGGACGAGUAUAUCAACAAUAAAACAAAUUUUUACACGGUUCCUGGCAUGCUGGAACCUUUGCUUUGUGGGAACAGCUCUGAUGCUGGGCAAUGCCCAGAGGGGUACCAGUGUAUGAAAGCGGGGAGGAACCCCAACUACGGGUACACGAGCUUCGACACUUUCAGCUGGGCUUUCCUGGCAUUGUUCCGCCUUAUGACCCAGGAUUAUUGGGAGAACUUGUAUCAGUUGACUUUGCGGGCAGCUGGGAAAACAUACAUGAUCUUCUUUGUCUUGGUCAUCUUCGUGGGCUCUUUCUAUCUGGUGAACUUGAUCUUGGCUGUGGUGGCCAUGGCCUACGAAGAGCAGAAUCAGGCAACCCUGGAGGAGGCGGAGCAAAAGGAAGCUGAGUUCAAAGCCAUGUUGGAGCAACUGAAGAAGCAGCAAGAAGAGGCACAGGCGGCCGCAAUGGCCACCUCUGCGGGAACCGUCUCCGAAGAUGCCAUCGAGGAAGAAGGUGAAGAUGGGGUCGGCUCUCCUCGGAGCUCAUCUGAACUUUCAAAACUCAGCUCCAAGAGUGCCAAGGAAAGACGAAACAGGAGGAAAAAGAAGAAGCAAAAGGAACUCUCUGAAGGAGAGGAGAAGGGAGACCCCGAGAAGGUGUUUAAGUCCGAGUCGGAGGACGGCAUGAGGAGGAAAGGCUUUCGCCUCCCGGACAACAGAAUAGGAAGGAAAUUUUCCAUCAUGAACCAGUCUCUGCUCAGCAUCCCGGGCUCCCCGUUCCUCUCCCGCCACAACAGCAAGAGCAGCAUCUUCAGCUUCCGCGGGCCGGGCCGGUUCCGGGACCCGGGCUCGGAGAACGAGUUCGCGGACGACGAGCACAGCACGGUGGAGGAGAGCGAGGGCCGCCGCGACUCCCUCUUCAUCCCCAUCCGCGCGCGCGAGCGCCGCAGCAGCUACAGCGGCUACAGCGGCUACAGCCAGGGCAGCCGCUCCUCGCGCAUCUUCCCCAGCCUGCGGCGCAGCAUCAAGCGCAACAGCACGGUGGACUGCAACGGCGUGGUGUCGCUCAUCGGAGGCCCCGGCUCGCACAUCGGCGGGCGGCUCCUGCCAGAGGUGAAAAUAGAUAAGGCAGCUGAGCACAGUACGACCACUGAAGUGGAAAUUAAGAAGAAAGGCCCUGGCUCUCUCCUGGUAUCCAUGGAUCAGCUGGCCUCCUACGGGCGAAAGGACAGGAUCAACAGUAUAUUAAGUGUCGUUACAAAUACUCUAGUAGAAGAGCUGGAAGAGUCACAGAGAAAGUGUCCGCCGUGCUGGUAUAAAUUUGCCAACACUUUCCUCAUCUGGGAGUGUCACCCCUACUGGAUCAAGCUGAAGGAGAUCGUGAACUUGAUUGUCAUGGACCCUUUCGUGGACUUGGCCAUCACCAUCUGCAUUGUCCUCAACACGCUGUUCAUGGCAAUGGAGCACCAUCCUAUGACGCCACAAUUUGAACACGUCUUGGCUGUGGGAAAUCUGGUUUUCACUGGAAUUUUCACAGCAGAAAUGUUUUUGAAGCUCAUAGCCAUGGAUCCCUACUAUUAUUUCCAGGAAGGUUGGAACAUUUUUGAUGGAUUUAUUGUCUCCCUCAGUUUAAUGGAACUGGGCCUCGCGGACGUGGAGGGACUUUCGGUGCUGCGGUCUUUCCGAUUGCUCCGAGUCUUCAAACUGGCAAAAUCCUGGCCUACCCUGAACAUGCUGAUCAAGAUUAUUGGGAAUUCGGUGGGUGCCCUGGGCAACCUCACCCUGGUGCUGGCCAUCAUCGUCUUCAUCUUUGCCGUGGUGGGGAUGCAGCUCUUUGGCAAGAGCUACAAGGAGUGUGUCUGCAAGAUCAACCAGGACUGCGUACUCCCUCGCUGGCACAUGAAUGACUUCUUCCAUUCCUUCCUCAUUGUCUUCCGCGUGUUGUGCGGGGAGUGGAUCGAGACCAUGUGGGACUGCAUGGAGGUGGCCGGCCAGGCCAUGUGUCUCAUCGUCUUCAUGAUGGUCAUGGUCAUUGGCAACCUGGUGGUCCUGAACCUAUUUCUGGCCUUGCUCCUGAGCUCCUUCAGUGCGGACAACCUGGCAGCCACAGAUGAUGAUGGGGAGAUGAACAACCUGCAGAUCUCGGUGAUUCGCAUCAAGAAGGGUGUCGCGUGGAUCAAGCUGAAAGUGCGUGCCUUCAUGCAGGCCCACUUCAAGCAGCGCGAGGCAGACGAAGUGAAGCCGUUGGACGAACUGUAUGAAAAGAAAGCCAACUGCAUUGCCAACCACACAGGCGCAGACAUCCACCGAAACGGGGAUUUCCAGAAAAAUGGCAACGGCACCACCAGUGGCAUUGGCAGCAGCGUGGAGAAGUACAUCAUUGACGAGGACCACAUGUCCUUCAUCAAUAACCCCAACCUGACCGUGCGGGUGCCCAUUGCCGUGGGCGAGUCUGACUUUGAGAAUGUCAACACAGAGGAGGUCACCAGCGAAUCGGAUCCCGACGGCAGCAAAGAUAAACUAGAUGAUACCAGCUCCUCCGAAGGGAGCACCAUUGACAUAAAGCCAGAAGUGGAGGAAGUGCCUGUGGAGCAGCCCGAGGAGUACUUGGAUCCAGAUGCCUGCUUCACCGAAGGCUGUGUCCAGCGAUUCAAGUGCUGCCAGGUCAACAUUGAAGAAGGUCUGGGCAAGUCCUGGUGGAUCCUGCGGAAAACCUGCUUCCUCAUCGUAGAACACAAUUGGUUUGAGACCUUCAUCAUCUUCAUGAUUCUCCUCAGCAGUGGUGCCCUGGCCUUCGAGGACAUCUACAUUGAGCAGAGGAAGACCAUCCGGACCAUCCUGGAGUACGCCGACAAGGUCUUCACCUACAUCUUCAUCCUGGAGAUGCUGCUCAAGUGGACGGCCUAUGGCUUCGUCAAGUUCUUCACCAAUGCCUGGUGCUGGCUGGACUUCCUCAUUGUCGCUGUCUCUUUAGUCAGCCUUAUAGCUAAUGCCCUGGGCUACUCGGAACUAGGUGCCAUAAAGUCCCUUAGGACCCUAAGAGCUUUGAGACCCUUAAGAGCCUUAUCACGAUUUGAAGGGAUGAGGGUGGUGGUGAAUGCCUUGGUGGGCGCUAUCCCCUCCAUCAUGAAUGUGCUGCUGGUGUGUCUCAUCUUCUGGCUGAUUUUCAGCAUCAUGGGAGUUAACCUGUUCGCGGGAAAGUACCACUACUGCUUCAAUGAGACCUCUGAAAUCCGGUUUGAGAUCGAAGAUGUCAACAAUAAAACUGACUGUGAGAAGCUUAUGGAAGAGAACAGUACAGAAAUCAGGUGGAAGAAUGUGAAGAUCAACUUCGACAACGUUGGGGCAGGAUACCUGGCACUGCUUCAAGUGGCGACCUUCAAAGGCUGGAUGGACAUCAUGUAUGCAGCAGUCGACUCCCGCAAGCCUGACGAGCAGCCCAAGUAUGAGGACAACAUCUACAUGUACAUCUACUUUGUCAUCUUCAUCAUCUUCGGCUCCUUCUUCACCCUGAACUUGUUCAUCGGUGUCAUCAUUGAUAACUUCAAUCAACAAAAGAAAAAGUUUGGAGGUCAAGACAUCUUCAUGACUGAAGAACAGAAGAAGUACUACAAUGCCAUGAAAAAGCUGGGCUCCAAGAAACCACAGAAACCCAUCCCCCGCCCUUUGAACAAAAUCCAAGGCAUCGUCUUUGAUUUUGUCACGCAACAAGCCUUUGACAUUGUUAUCAUGAUGCUCAUCUGCCUUAACAUGGUGACAAUGAUGGUGGAGACAGAUACCCAGAGCAAGCAGAUGGAGAACAUUCUCUACUGGAUCAACUUUGUCUUCGUCAUCUUCUUCACCUGUGAGUGUGUGCUCAAAAUGUUCGCCUUGAGGCACUACUACUUCACCAUUGGCUGGAACAUCUUCGACUUCGUGGUCGUCAUCCUCUCCAUUGUGGGAAUGUUCCUGGCUGAUCUGAUUGAGAAAUACUUUGUGUCCCCCACCCUCUUCCGAGUCAUCCGAUUGGCCCGAAUCGGGCGCAUCUUGCGUCUGAUCAAAGGUGCCAAAGGGAUUCGUACCCUGCUCUUUGCCUUAAUGAUGUCCUUGCCUGCUCUUUUCAACAUCGGCCUUCUGCUCUUCCUGGUCAUGUUCAUCUUCUCCAUCUUUGGGAUGUCCAACUUUGCAUACGUGAAGCACGAGGCCGGCAUCGAUGACAUGUUCAACUUCGAGACGUUCGGCAACAGCAUGAUCUGCCUCUUCCAGAUCACGACUUCGGCCGGCUGGGACGGGCUGCUGCUGCCCAUCCUCAACCGGCCCCCCGACUGCAGUCUGGACAAGGAGCACCCCGGGAGUGGCUUUAAGGGGGACUGCGGGAACCCCUCGGUGGGCAUCUUCUUCUUUGUAAGCUACAUCAUCAUCUCCUUCCUGAUCGUGGUGAACAUGUACAUCGCCAUCAUCUUGGAGAACUUCAGCGUGGCCACGGAGGAGAGCGCAGAUCCUCUGAGCGAGGACGACUUCGAGACCUUCUACGAGAUCUGGGAGAAGUUCGACCCCGAUGCCACCCAGUUCAUCGAGUAUUGUAAGCUGGCAGACUUUGCUGAUGCCUUGGAACAUCCUCUCCGAGUGCCCAAACCCAACACCAUUGAGCUCAUUGCCAUGGAUCUACCAAUGGUCAGCGGCGACCGCAUCCACUGCUUGGACAUUCUUUUUGCCUUCACCAAGCGGGUCCUGGGAGACAGUGGGGAGUUGGACAUCCUUCGGCAACAGAUGGAGGAGCGGUUCGUGGCAUCCAAUCCUUCCAAAGUGUCUUACGAGCCAAUCACGACCACGUUGCGGCGCAAGCAGGAAGAAGUUUCCGCCGUGGUCCUCCAGCGCGCCUACAGGGGACACUUGGCACGGCGGGGCUUCAUCUGCAAAAAGCUCACUUCCAAGAAGCUCGAGAAUGGAGGCACACACCGAGAGAAGAAAGAGAGCACCCCGUCCACAGCCUCCCUGCCCUCCUAUGACAGCGUGACGAAGCCCGAGAAGGAGAAGCAGCAGCGGGCAGAGGAAGGGAAAAGGGAAAGAGCCAAGCGACAAAAAGAGGUGAGAGAGUCCAAGUGUUAGAGGACAGCAGAAGGGGAAUAUUGCGUAGAGGUAAGACCUGGAAGUGAAAGAUUGUUUACAAACCUCCUGAAUAUUCUCAAUGCAGAAGAGCUGCGGACACUGUCACCUGAAGACCUAAUACCACACGUAGGCCGCUUCCCGUGUAACACGGCUGCAUCUCGGGCAGUGACCCGCCCAGGGCAGAGGACCCCGCUCCCUGGACACACAGGUUUCCUAAUGCUUGGGCAGGUGGUAACUGCAUGUUCCACAUCAGUCAAUGCAAACUUAGGACAAAACCAAACAGGAUACAAACACAGUGGAGAGGCUGCUGGGACCAGCAUAUUUCCGUUGCAGCCAAAUGGAUUUUUAUUUAUUUAUUUAUUUAUUUAUUUAUUUAUUUAUUUAUUUUGGUUUCGUUGAUUCUCAGACGCAGAAAGCAUCACUUUAAAAAGAAAAAGAAAAAAAAACGUUUGUUUGUUCAUGCAAACUAUAUUUGCAUUCUUACAUUAGUUAAGCUAAGCAGCAAAAAGAACACACACACACACACACACACACACACACACACACACACAUUUAGCCCAUGUCAUUCAAUUGUCAGUUUCUUUGACAUAAGCCGCAUCUUCUCCACAUGGGCUUCACGUGGUUUGGAGAUGGGUGGGGGAAGACAAUCAGGUUUCUUCAGGCUGCGGAGGACUUGCUCAGGCCGAUUCCAAACAUUGUGCUCGUUCAAUGCGUAGAAAUGAUUUGCAUGAUGGCAUGCUGUGAUCAGAAGACAUGCAUGAGAUCCAUACACCACAGGACACUAAUCCUGUCCCCCGCGCUGGCCAGCCUCUCGACAGGACCCAGCCCUGCACCGUUCACUGUAUUUGGAGAAAAAAAAAAUGGUAAGAGUUCCAUAUCUGCUGCGAUUCUUUCUGAAUUCUUAGAAGUCUUUCAUACACCUUCUGGGGAGGGAAACACAACCAACCAAUUGACCGCCACCAACAGCAACAAAACAAACCCAAUCCGACAAGCAGCUGGAUCCGUUGUGUGUCUAUGUUUGACAGACAUCUCUGACAUACCGUCAUUAUUGCACAUUUUGAAAGAUGAAACUCUUUAAUGCUGCUCCGUGUCCCACACACGGGGAAGCUUCGAUUUCGAAUGGCUUGUAUUAAUAAUGUCACUGUAAAACCAAAUCCUAGGGCUAAAAGCAAAAAACAAAAACAAAAAAAAAUGUUCAUUUGUAUCUUGCAAUAUUUAUGAUGAUUGUUUAGCCUUCAUACUAACACUUAUUUGGAGUAGAGACAAAAGUGCUAUUCCAAGUAGCAUGUUAUCUCCUGGGGGAACUUGGGGAACUUAAACCUUUCGUUGGGGUUCCAGGGGUGCUGACUUUAUUUCGUGUCACAUCCUUCUGCGUCAUGGCUUUCUCCAGGUGUGGGUCUCUGUGGAGAGGGGUUCAGCUGUCUGGAACUGCCCCCUCUCUUCCCCAGCGAGGCUGUCUGAGUUCACACGCUCCGUCGUUCCCCCUGCCUCCAUCACAUUUCUCCACGCAGCAGGCUUCCCCUGCCCCCAAGGUGGGUGAGGCCAGCAGCACCGAGGCUGGGGCUGUGAUUUCCUCCAUUUAUUAUUAGGAUCGUCACUGCGGGGGUGCGGGGAACCUGCCAUAGAACCAGGCUCGCCUCUGAGCCAGGCCCGCCUGGUUCCCCUGAGAAAGCAGGCGGCUCCGUGAUGCUCCAGCUCCCCCCGCCCCCGCCCCCGCGCCCUCCCUCUCACCGGUUUUGCUGUCUGCUUAGCGAUGCCCAUUGUCAUUAGAGGGUGGCUCCAGGGGCAGUGUCACAUCCUUCCAUUCCUUCUGCCGUAGGGAAGGGUCUAGAGCCCCGGGUUUUCUCACCUGCUGGCUCAAUUUCAAAGCCAAGACGCUGCAGCUGAAGUCUGUGCAGAGAACAAGGAGGGACUCGACUUGAGCGUAUGAACCAAAUCAAAGGAAAUUCUCCCUAAAUCAUACCGUAGAGGGGAAAGAAAAUCCCCGCCGUCCCCCACCCCCCGAUAAUCCAACACACCAAUCUGCCUUGUAGUAGAAGCACUUUGGAUGUCCUUUCACAGUCCUCCUGACUAGUUUUGCGUAGAACAAACCGCGGCAAGCCAGUGAGCCAAGGUUCCUGUCUUGGUGGACCCUGAGAAACCGUCCAGCUCUCAAUAGCCUGCUUGUGCGGAGCCACCGUAGAACUCGCGCACGAUAGCCAGUGCCAGGUCGGGGAGGCGUUUCUUUUGGUGACCCUGCUAACUGCUAGGAUGAAUGUAUAGUAACGUGUACAGGCUACAUCGUAAACAGCACAACACAUGAUGUGUGUGGUUAGUCUUUUUAAGAGAAUUAUAAAUACUGUAAGAUAUCAUUUUAUUUUAUCGGCAUGCCUUUUGUAAAUACAAAUUAUUGACUUAUUAAAUAGGAAAUGGCUUCUGGCUUAUGCCAUUGUCAUGUUUAUUUUUAUUUUUUAUACUUUCCUUUCUUCUUAGAACUUAGAUGCUGUCAGCCAAUGUAUAUCCCCAAACCAGACAGACAGACAAAAAAUUUUUUAUUGCUAAUGGUCUUUUCCAAAUCAACAAAAAAAAAAUAAUAUAUUUUUGUUCCAAUGUGCAAUAAAUUCUAACCACUUCUAUGCAAGAUUUGGCUAAACUUCAUAAUUGUUCCUAGGCCUUUUGGAUGGGCCACAGAGCUCGCUGUAAGACACCGCUCCGUACCCCCACGUGCUCGUACUAGUGACGUCAUCACGCUACUAAAGCAGAGUAAUCCGAGACCUUUUUCCUCCCCCAGCCCCAGCCCAGCAGGCCUCUCCUCAGUCCCACACAUGCACGAACACACACACGCACACACACAUGCACACGCACCUUGGAAUCUGACGCCUCCGCCUGUGUUGUAGAGAAGCCCCCCACAUACACACUGUCUGCAGUUCUGCGCUAUUCUUUUCACUCUUUCCCACCUCCUCCUCCCUCGCCCACUGUUCUCCCACCCACUCACCCACCCACCCUGCUCCACACGUCUUUGGUAGUUCCUGACACCAUCACCAGCAGUUUACACCCGCGGUUAACAGGCAUUGAACUGAAAACCCAGUGAGGACACUUCCGGACCUCUUCACUGAGUGGGUAAGUGGCAACGCUUUGCCAAAUAUUAACGAAGCCAAUCAAAAAGCAGCAGCAGCCACAGUAUCACUGCACAUAUAUAUAUAGAUAUAUAAAUAUAAUAUAAAUAUUUAUUUUUUUGUAGCCAGGUCCUCGGUGCAGUAUUUAUACUCCACAAUCCACCUUUAAAAAAAAAAAAUACAAACAGAAAAAAAAAAACACAAAGGACAAAGCAAAAAGGUGUGCAAUGCUGUUUAUUUCCAAUGCAGAGCCAAAGCCGCUGAGCAGUAGCUGACUCGGUCGUUGGUUUGUGUGGAAACACACCCCCUCUUCUUUCCCAAGCCUCCUUGUGGCUAGGAUGCUGAGACUCCGUUAGCAAAAGCAGAGGGUGAGAGCAAGGGAAGCGCACCCCGGCCACCUGGACUGCCCCGGGGGCAGGAGCCCCGGGGGCGGCGGGGUGGCGGGGUGGGAGAGAAGCAAAACUCCCAGCUAGAGCCCCUGCGAGACAGUGCCCAGAGUUCUUUUCUGUUUUCGCCACAACCAGUGUGAGCCUGUACCGACCCGUCGUGAAGGUCAGUGUCGUAGCAAAGGCCCGGAGGCCCGGCUCUCCGCCGACAGGAAACAAUAAAAAGCACCCUCUCCGCCCUGCAAGGGGAGCCCGUCUUGGCGUGUGUUUGUCGCUUGAUGGUCCCAAUUCUGGAGUCCUGGGAAGGGGCUGGGAAUUGGGGCCUUCAGCACCCUGGGGGACAGGAAGGGGCUGGAGGGAGAGAAGUCGGAGGGUCUCUUGGCAAGUUCUGGCUGUGAAGUAGAGAGCGGAAGGGAAAGUAGGUCCUGCCCCCAUCCCCACUCACCCCUGCAUGUGGCAUCUCUCCCCUACAGGCCAGAGCUUCCAAGCCAAAUUUUUUCCUCCACAGCCUCCUGGCAGAGCCCUUGGGGAUGAUGUCAGCCAGCCCUGCCAGUGUGUUACGAAAAUAAACAACCCCAGCGCCCCAAAGCUUGGGCAAGCACAAUGCCCCGCCAGCCGCCGCCCUGCUAGCCCAGGCUGGAGCCUGGCAGCAUCACCCUGCCCGCUCAGGCUGGCUUCAUCUACAUUCAUGCUGGGGAGAGCGGCACCCUGCCUUUCCCUCGCCCUCCUACUUUGGGGACCCCCCGCCCCGCCCCAGGCCCUGUCUCCCAGUCCAGGAAAACUCUCAGGAGGAUUUUGAAGUGCCCGCUCUAGUCACUCCAGGAGCCCCACUCCGGAGAAAGAAGGCUGGUAGGUCAGUGCUCUCCUCCCCGGCCCAGCCUCCAGGCCCGCUGUGGAGGCAGAUCGCCAUGGUUACGACUUUGAGACUUGAGUCCUGGGCAUCUUCUGUAACGAUGCCUCUUUCUUUUCUCAGAUGUUGCCCAAAGUUUUGCAAAAAGCUUCGUUCAUUUUCAGGUACCCCCCACCCCCUAAAGAAUCGGCUGCGACUAGCCAGCCAGGGGGCACAUCAGGAGAGAAGAGGAAGUCGGGAUGGGGACGGGCCCAGGGUUUGCACGGGGCCGAGCUCGGUGCCUCCCGGGGUCUCCUCCUCGAGACUUCCUCCCUUUAAGUGCUCCUGAAGCACCGCCUGCCCCUGCCCCCCACUGCUGUUUGCUGUACAUAGAGGCUAAGUGGGGUGGGGUGGGCGGGUGUGCAUGUGUGGUGUGUGUGUGUGUGUGUGUGAAGAAUGUAUAUAGGUAAAGGGGAGCGUGGCCCAGUGGUUCCAGAAAAGGGACAGAACUCCUGCGUUCCAUCCCCAGCUCAACCGCUGGCUCGCUAUGUGGCCUUGGGCAAGUCACUUAACCUCUCUGUGCCUCAGUUUCCCCGUCUGUAAAAUGGGGAUAAUAAUACUGACCUACCUCACAGGGGUGUUGUGAGGCUUUAACUAAAUGUUUUGUAAAAUGUUUUGAGAUACAGAGGCAAAGGCACUAGGGAAGGGCAAAGUAUCAUUUGGACUUAAGGAAGAUGAAAUGGUACCAUAAAUGCUGCUAUUCUGAGAGCCAUUUUAAUCUGCACUGCUCCACCCACCCCCGCUUCUCAUCACCAGGACAGCAGGUCGAGAAAAUGUCUUUCCUUUCACUUGCUUCUGGGGUUUGUGAUUAUUCUAGACACUUAAUUUCCUUCCCUUGCUGUCGUAUCUCCUUCCCUCGCCCCCUCGACUUGUUCCCUGUUCCGUUUAUGCGGAAAUGGCAGAAAUGCUUGAGAACUGAGAAUGUAUAAGUGGAUUGGAAGUUUAUAGUCUGAAGUUUCAAUUUUACUUUGUACUGUACAUCUUUUUACUUUAGAAUUUGCAAUAAAGGGUUACGUCAAUCUUGUUUUCAAUCUCC
Molecule: messenger RNA, 11567 nt
Organism: Sorex araneus (European shrew)
Lineage: Eukaryota; Metazoa; Chordata; Mammalia; Eulipotyphla; Soricidae
Gene: SCN8A
Product: sodium voltage-gated channel alpha subunit 8
Exons: 27
Coding region: 189-6161 (1990 amino acids)
Biological process (GO): membrane depolarization during action potential; sodium ion transmembrane transport; neuronal action potential
Cellular component (GO): axon; plasma membrane; voltage-gated sodium channel complex
Molecular function (GO): protein binding; voltage-gated sodium channel activity
Source: RefSeq, a predicted model, not a curated record